AUUCACUCUUAUUGCAUCUCGUCAACCCAUCUGCGCAUCGGGCGUGGGGUCGUAGACUUCUUCUUGAUUAAAGUUCGCGUCUUUUUUUCAAUUGCAAAUCCAGUAUCUCCGCUUGAGCACGUCAGCCAACGCCCGCACGAAUAACAAACCUCACGCGAAAUGAUGCACGCCUGAGCAUACAUUCGACCUCAAUCAAUCUGUAUCCGAUCUCUAUAUCUGUCGCAAGGUAUAUCUGCCUAGAUAAGUGGGCGCAUUCGUCAUGGGAAGCUCAAAGCGGAAACUCGACAACUUCGAUCCCAACAAGUCCGAUUCAAACGACACGGACUUCGACCCGUCGGAAGAUAGACCACGGAAGUCUGCCAAGAAGUCACGAUCCCACGGGAAGAGAGCGUCGGCGGCACCGCGAAAACGUACCAGAUAUAGAGGCUCCGACGUGACGGACGACGAUGAGGAGGACAGCUUGUUAGAAGACUCAUUCUCAGAACCAGAGGAGGAAGAGGAAGUCGAGAUGAACGAGAAGACGGGGAGAGCGGUGCGCAAAGCUGCCAAGAAAGAGGUCAAUUACGAGGAGAACAGUGAUAGCGACAUUCAGGACAUUGUUCCUGACGACGACGACAGCGAGGAGGAAGUUACAUCUAAGCGACCGAUUAGACGUCCCCGAGGUGCUGCUGCAUCGGCUGAGGCCGAGAGCGAUAAGGAGGUUAUACCAGAGAAGAAACCAGCACUGGUCGUGAAGUUGAAGGUUAAAAACAGCGCUAUUCAACCAGGCCGCACCACGAGAGCUGGCAGUGCGGCUCGCACGCGUGCAGGAGCAAGCGCAGAACCUACCAGUGCUGGAAUCUCAACCCGAAGAACAACACGCGGUCGCACAGAAGAGGGUGACGAGCCAAUCGAAUUGUCAACCUCAGGCCGUCACGUAAUACGAGCUUCUCGAAGUCCAGAGCCCAUCGGACGUGCUAGGUUGACCCGAGGUGCGAAAGGUGUCAAGAAGCCUGCUUCUACCAUCAAGGAGGAAGUACACGAGACGAGCUCAUACGAACAAGGCGAAGACGUGCCUACCGAGAUUGCUGGCACCGACGAGCAGGAAGAGGCAGAUGCUGCUCCUACCGAAAUCCCCGACGACUCUGCUGCCCCUGUUGAGGACGAAGAUGCGGAUGGGGGUGAGGCGCAGACAGCAGUGGGUCUCGACGACGAAGAAUCUGAUGAUCUUCCUCUAGCGCGUACGGGGCGGACAAGGAGUACUCGAGCGAAUGCUGCGGACUCAGCCGUUGUUUCGGAUAUCGCAGAAGAUACGACCGCUGCCGAAACCACAGGAGGAUCUCGUCGCUUAACUCGGGGUUCCAAAUCAAAGCAACGCAAGACCGGGGCCGAGGCAAGCAGUGAUUUCGAGCCUCCUGAGGAGCCUUCUGAUGAUGAGAUUUCGGCAUCCGAUGCAGAGCCUGAGAAGACCAAAGCUGAUGAUAAUGAUGAUGAAUACGAAUCAAGCCCAGUAAGAAGAGGGAGACGCGGUGCGUCUGGAAAGUCAAAGAGUACCUCUAGAAGGCGUGGGAAUCGUGCCUCUGAUGAUGAAAUUGAGCUUGAUGAAGAUGAGUUAGCAGAAGAACUCCAGGACCUGAAAUCGGGAACUCGGAGACGCCCUCGACGCGACCCUGAUAUUCUAUACGAGGUGAAAGGUCGUCGUGAAAGAAAGCCUGUGGAUUACAGCAUCAAGCCAAUGGAUCAGAUAUAUGCCGCUGAUGAGGACGAAGAAGACGCAGCUCCAACACCUACUCGAAGGGGUAGAGGAGGUCGCAGUGGCGCCAGCCAACCCUGGGAACGAAAUCUAUACACCACUUUCGGUCCAUUCGGUGGGGGUGGAGGUCCGACACCAGUCAUUGGCGGACCGUGGGGUACUGGCGCUACUGGUGGUGUUGAUUCCGAUAGUAGCGACGACGAAACACUUCAGCGUCCGACUAAUGUAGGAGGAAAUGCGGGAAUGACACCUACGUCUGCAUUUCCGUCUGGAUUACUCGCGCCGCUUGGCCAAACGAACAAUGACCCCACUGCAACGCUCUCUGGUACCCCCGCCAAUCUCGGCAAGGUCAAGAGCCAGAAAGCUCUGGCUGACGCUGAUCCCCUUGGUGUCGAUCAGAAUGUCGACUUCUCGAAGGUUGGUGGUCUUGCAGGCCACAUUGACCAAUUAAAGGAAAUGGUUCAGAUGCCACUGCUAUACCCAGAACUAUUUAUGAAGUUCCACGUCACUCCUCCUCGAGGCGUCCUAUUCCAUGGACCUCCUGGUACUGGUAAAACUCUCCUUGCGAGGGCCCUUGCGGCUAGUGUGGGAACUGGCGGACGAAAGAUCACAUUCUACAUGCGCAAAGGUGCGGACGCUCUGAGCAAAUGGGUUGGUGAAGCAGAGAGACAACUACGGUUGCUUUUUGAAGAGGCAAGGAAGACACAGCCUAGUAUCAUUUUCUUCGAUGAAAUUGAUGGCCUUGCUCCUGUUCGGUCGAGUAAACAGGAACAGAUCCAUGCUUCCAUUGUCUCCACAUUGCUUGCACUGAUGGAUGGUAUGGAUGGCCGAGGGCAAGUCAUCGUUAUUGGUGCGACGAACAGACCCGACAACAUCGACCCAGCUCUGCGGCGACCUGGGCGCUUUGACAGAGAGUUUUACUUCCCUCUUCCCGAUUUCGAGGGUCGCAAAUCUAUUCUCAACAUUCACACGAAAGACUGGGGAAUAGAUGACAAGUUCAAAGAGUCUCUCGCCCAUGUCACAAAAGGCUAUGGAGGUGCUGAUCUGCGGGCUCUCUGUACUGAAGCUGCCCUUAAUGCCAUCCAGAGAACCUAUCCUCAAAUCUACUCUUCGAAUGAAAAACUCAUAGUCGAUGCAGACAAGAUCAAAGUCACGGCCAAGGAUUUCAUGCUAUCUAUAAAGAAAAUGGUUCCUUCAUCCGAACGAUCAACUUCUUCGGGUGCAGCUCCACUUCCCAGACUGGUUGAGCCGCUUCUUCGAGAUCAGCUUAAGGCAAUAGAGGGUAUUGUGGAUAGCUUGAUUCCUAUCAGGAAGAAGACAACAGCUUUAGAAGAGGCUCUGUAUGAACAGUACGAUGAUGAUGACCAUGGUUUUGGACGGGAGACCAUGCAACAAGAAUUCGAGAAAUCACGUGUGUUCCGCCCACGACUGCUCAUCGGUGGUGAACCGGGCAUGGGACAAGCCUAUAUCGGUGGUGCUCUAUUGAAUCACUUUGAAGGCCUACAUGUUCAAAGCUUUGACCUCCCUACGAUCUAUAGUGAUUCCACCAGGUCUGCCGAGACCGCAAUCGUGCAAUUAUUUGCUGAAGUCAAACGCCACAAACCGAGUGUCAUAUAUCUGCCAGCAAUUGACACAUGGUACCAUACUAUAAGUGAAGCUGUGCUUACUACCUUCCUUGGGCUGCUUCGAGCUAUCCCUCCUACCGAUCCUGUAUUGGUUCUAGGCAUUACCGAUAACCCACCCGACAAAGUGAAUCCGGAACUGGUUCGAGAUUUGUUUGGAUUCUCAAAGAAAAACACUUUCCUGAUUAACCGGCCUUCUCGAGCUAAUCGAGAGGAAUUCUUUUCUAACAUUAUCACGUAUGUGAGAAAGGCACCCAAGGACUUCCCAGAGCCAAUGAACCGCAAGAAGAGAAAGCUCGAGAAGCUCGAAAUCGCUCCUCCUCCUCCACCUCCUAGACCUCCAACCAAGGAGGAGAUUAAAGCACAGAAGAAAAAGGACCAUCAACUCCUGAACUUAUUGAAGGUUCAAAUCCAGCCAAUCAUGGACCAGAUAAAUAGGAAGUACAAGAAAUUUCGGACUCCUGUAAUCCCACAAAGUCAGAUCCAGUAUUUGUACGACGAAAUGGAUCCCAAUUUUGUACGCCCAGACAUACCACAAUUUCGACCAUUUGAGUUGGGUGUAAACAAGGAUGGUGUGAAAGGGUUACGUGAAACUGCCAGUGGGAAAUUUUUCUACAAUUUAGAAACAACGACGAUCGAGGAACGUCUGUCAAAUGGCUUUUAUGCGCGACCCAAGGAUUUCCUAGCUGACAUCAGAUCCCUGGCGAAAGAUGCAAAACACAUUGGUGACAAGGAUCGGGCUUUGAAGGCAAAAGAGCUUCUUGCCAAUGUUGAGGUCGAUAUUGCAGCAAUCGAGGCUCAGCCUGCUUUUGCUGAUUGCGAGAACGUCUAUCUAAGACAGCUGCAACGAGCGAAGGAAAAGGAGGAGAAGCUCAGGAAGAGAGCAGCAGAAAUCGCCGGGUUUGAUUCUGUUGUCCGGUCUGACAUUACAGACAGCGGAGUAGCCCUUGGUGAAGCCGUUCCGGGUAGACUGCCCACCGCGUUGGCAACCCCUGUACGCUCAAGUGGUCUGUCGAAUGGUGUAUCAGCAGGGUCCGAACAUUCACAGUCCCAUAAUGGGACCUCAGUCCCUUCACGCCAAAAUGGUGACGACGUCCAUAUGACUGGAACAGAGGAUCAUGACCAGCAGGCAUAUUCAAAUUCUCAAGGGAUGCAACCUCCUGAUAAGCGACGGCAGGCGAUUCUCCGGGGUUCCUCGAACCCUUCAAACCACACCACCGGCGCAAACACUCAAAUUUCUCAGCGAUCAGCCUUCCAGGAAAUAUCACAUGACACCUCCCCUUCUGCGUUGAUCAACGAUGCAUCCACAACAACAUCUGGCAAGAAGACAUCGGAUGGAUGGAGCACGCAGGCUACCAAUGGGAUUGGUGGCCAUUCAUCCAGUCCUGUAGAAAAACCUGCACACGAUUCCCAACUACCAGAUACCCAACGAAAUUCCGAGAGUCAGCAAAAUAACACUCAGGGCGACACCAGCAGUGACGAUCCAUGGCCCCAUUCACAGGCUCAUGGUCUUGCUCGUGGCAAUAUUGUACAGACGUAUGGUUCUCAAACUCCAAGUUCAGGGAGCUCGUACUCCCAGAACCCCGCAGUACCACCAUUUAAUGCACCCUCUCGUCAGCCCUCGGCAGUCAAGAAGGCAAGCAUGGCUAAUAUUCUUAACGAUUCUCCUGUCGAUCCAGCUUCACAGACCUCUUCGCAGAAAGAAAUUAUCACCGACGAGUUUUUCCUCGAUGACCUGCUGAAAAGACUUGUAGAGGGCUCUAGCGGAUGUUCGAUUGAGCAGUUAGAGCAAAUCAAUCGCGAGCUGAUGGAUACAUUGUGGGCAAUGAGAGGAGAGUACAAUCGAAACCGCGUGGCGGCCAAGUUGGUGGAUGUGUUCAAUGACACCAUCACCGAUAUCGAGGCGAUGCAGAAGGUUCUUCAGGCGAGUCAAGAAUCGCAGUUGCAAUCAUAAUGAGGCUCGGGGAAAGUGAACGGUAGGAUGGGGGCGUACGGUUUGGGAAUUUAGUCGUGUGGAACGGACUUGGGAUUUUGAAUUUGUAUUACAGCAAUGCGGGAUUCGGCAAGAUUGUAUAACAAGAGAAUGGAUGACAUUUAUCUGUGAAUAUCCUCAGCUGCAGUGAUUGGUGUGCAUCGGCCAAGUGAUAUAAGGU
Messenger RNA from Amorphotheca resinae ATCC 22711, 5507 nucleotides. RefSeq lists its product as hypothetical. NCBI's taxonomy places the organism in Eukaryota, Fungi, Ascomycota, Leotiomycetes, Helotiales, Amorphothecaceae. The coding region runs from base 260 to 5308 and encodes 1682 amino acids. Gene Ontology annotation, biological process: positive regulation of transcription by RNA polymerase II. The record is from RefSeq and is a predicted model, not a curated record. Gene Ontology annotation, cellular component: nucleus. Gene Ontology annotation, molecular function: chromatin binding; histone binding; ATP hydrolysis activity. The transcript has 3 exons.